AUGGCCGCUUACGCACAGAAAACAGUCAAACAGCUCCAAAAAGAGCUUGAAUCGAGACAAUUGGCCACCAAUGGUAUCAAGAAAGACCUUGUUGCUCGGUUAGAGACCGACGACGCCGAAAAGGGGGAAGAAAAGCCAGCAGGAUCAAAAGAGGAGAUCCCAGAGGUACAGGAGGAACCUGCCAAAGAAGAAGAUAAAGAAGCUCCGGUACCCGAGGCCAAGCCAGAGUCUCCUGCUGUAGCGCCUGCCGAAUCUGCUGCUGUCGCGGAUACCGUAACGGACGUGAAACCAGCGGAACCUGAAUCCAAACCAUUUUCUCCGGAGGAGGCUAAAACCAAGGCUCUCGAGCACCUUCAGGUAAAGCUGCGCCGUGCCCAGAAGUUUGCCGAUGAUCAAACUACAAUCGAUUCUUUGCAGCGACAAAUCGCACGUAUCCAGAAGUUCGGACUUGACCAGACUACUCAAUUGGCGCGUGAAUUGGGCUUAGGCCAAGGUCCACAGAACACCAUUGCCCGACACAAUAAGAAAAAAACCUCUCAUAAGGGAACCAAGAACAAAAGAUAG
Lachancea nothofagi CBS 11611 is the source of this 564-nucleotide messenger RNA. The record is from the annotation of a GenBank genome assembly. Lineage: Eukaryota; Fungi; Ascomycota; Saccharomycetes; Saccharomycetales; Saccharomycetaceae.